Molecule: messenger RNA, 1984 nt
Organism: Mugil cephalus (flathead mullet)
Lineage: Eukaryota; Metazoa; Chordata; Actinopteri; Mugiliformes; Mugilidae
Gene: tmem38b
Product: transmembrane protein 38B
Exons: 6
Coding region: 347-1306 (319 amino acids)
Biological process (GO): potassium ion transmembrane transport
Cellular component (GO): membrane
Molecular function (GO): potassium channel activity; identical protein binding
Source: RefSeq, a predicted model, not a curated record
UGGCGGAGCACGGACCAGGAACUCCGCUUAUGCGACGUUGACAGCGUCGUUGAUGGGGCAACGCCAACGGCGGUGAUGAUGACCAACCUCUGUACCGCACAGGUCCGUUGCCCGGCGACCCUGAAGUGUCAAAUGUCCAACUGAGAGCAACCCCUGCAGCAGCAUUUCCUCAAAACACACAGCUGUCAGGACUGGCUCAUUUGAUACUUGACAGAAGGUGGAGGAACCCUGAUGCUCUGAGUUGGACCUGUGCCUUUUUUUUUUCUUCCCUCAACUCCACAUAGGACUCCUAUGUGACAUGAACUACGAGCCCACUCUUCCCUGAACUGUUUCGGAAACUAAAAUAAUGGAUUUGUUCGGGUUGCUGCAUCUGGAGGAGCUGUCCCUCGGACUGGCGAACUUGUCCAUGUUUCCUUAUUUUGACAUGGCGCACUACAUCGUGUCAGUCAUGGCUCUGAGGGAGCAGCCAGGAGCUAUCGAGGUGUCCAGAGUCAGCCCCCUGGCCUGUUGGUUCAGCUCCAUGCUCUUCUGUUUCGGCGGAGCAGUGCUGUCAGGGAUCAUGCUCGCCGAGCCGCCAGUAGCACCUUUGUCCAACAGCACCGGUGUUCUGCUUGCUUCAGUCAUCUGGUACCUUGUGUUUUAUUGCCCCAUGGACCUGGUGUACUGCUGUGCUGCCCUGCUGCCCCUAAGGCUGGUGCUGUCAGGAAUGAAGGAAGUGACCAGGACGUGGAAGGUCCUCGGAGGGGUCACUCUGGCACAAACCAAAUACAAGGACGGCCUGCUGGUCAUGAUCGCCAUUGGCUGGGCUAGAGGUGCUGGAGGUGGGCUGAUAAGUAAUUUUGAGCAGCUUGUUCGAGGUGUUUGGAAGCCAGAGACCAACGAGCUCCUCAGAAUGUCUUACCCCACGAAGAUCACCCUGAUCGGAGCGGUGCUGUUCGCUCUCCAGCAGACUCACUACCUGCCCGUCCAGAAGCACCACCUGAUGCUCGUCUACACCGUCUUUACCGUUGUCAACAAGUCGAGGAUGAUGCUGACGGGCUCCUCCACCUCACCCUUCGCCACCGUUGAGUCAGCCAUCUACAAGACCCUCUUCGCGGGCAACUCUCCUUACGCCGCGCUCACUGGCGAGGUGAAGACGACGUGCUUCGACAAUGGCGCCACCACCACCACCACCAAAGAGUCUGGUGAGAACGGAGGAGCACGGCAGCGCGCCCCGACGUCUCCCGUCAAAGGACAGAGCAGCUCGCUGAAAGCCAAAGAGGAGUCGGAGGACGCGGCGACGUCACAGUGCAAGAAGACAGACUAGUCAGCCUCCGCCUCACAGCGCCUUUUCACCUCUAAGCAGGGUUGUGGAGUCACUUAUGAUUCAGAUUAGUCAUGUCAGGAGUUUACUACGUCUUUCUGUUCCGUUUUCUUUUAUUCCCGUGUGUCUUCUAAUCAAACUUUUGCAUUUCACAGAAUGCAGUGUCAAUCCGAUUGCUGAAAAAGAAGCUAAAACGAUAGGUGACUCCAAACAAGCCUGCACAUUAUUCUGGGAUAAUCACCCCCAUCCUUAAAGUACUGUAAUAUUUCUGCUGUCGGAUUUGAACGUCAUACCGUCCUUGGGUUGAUUGCAAACAAGCAGUACAAAAGUGUAGCUUAAUUUUUAAUAUAUAUAGAUAUAAAUAUAUAUUUAUAAAAAAUGAUAUUCAUAAUUGUAUUCCUGGGUUUUGGGACCAGUUCUGUGCACCUGCUGAUCUGCGAAUGUAUUCUUUCUGUAUAUAUUCUGCUUCGUGUAAAUGCUUGAUUUCUUACUCUGAAACAGAUACAUUUUUAAAAAGAAAACUAUAUUCUACGACACUCAGAUGUUUUAUUCUAUUUAUACUGAAUACCUGCACUCUUGAAUGUAAAAUAUUUUGAAAUGGAACAUAGUCAUAUUCUGUUGAAUGCUUUGAAUGACAUUUGAAAGCAUGAGAAUAAAACUGUUUGAAUGCACUCAAAAAAA